ACAGCCAUCAAAAUAAGAAUUAAGAAGUGUGAUGUAAUAUUCAUUAUUUCAUUCGUCACAUUAGCCAAUUAAGUUCCAUUAGGAUCUUUAUAAAAUAUUAGUAAGGUAAAUCAUAUAUCAUUUUAUAAAUGCGGUAUUAAUAAUAUCUUUCGUGUGUAGGAGAGUUGGGAUAGAAGGGACGGAAGUAGCCCGACGGGUCGCAGUGCAGGAGGGUCGUGUCUAGCCCAGCACCCCUCACACUACCCUCUCACACCACCCUCACGACCCUCACACACACCACUCACACCUCCAGGUAGUCUCCACCAGGCAGGAGGAGGAGAAGGGUGGGGGAGGAGAGAGAGGGGGUGGGAAGGACGUACCCCCGUGUGUGUGUGUGACCUCACAGCGGUGACCUCUGCCUGGCUCCUGGGAGGUCAACUCUGACCUCUCUGGAUCUUCUCAUCUCAUAAGUGGUGUCUGUGAGCAAGCGAAGAUGGUAGUUGGUCACCCUAAGCCAGACUGGACUGUGCUGCCAGACAGCAUCCUCCUGCACAUCUUUAUGUACCUGGAAUAUUCUGACAUGCCUCACGUGGGUCUGGUGUGUAGGUCAUGGCUGCGGGUGUCUUAUGACGAGUUCCUCUGGAGAUACUACUUUUUCAAAGACUUCCAGGUGGAUCCUGGUGUCCCAAUCAUGCCAGGCCGAACCUCAUGGCGUGGAGAAUAUCAUCGACUAGUAGAGGGUACUCCUGUGGUUGAAACAGAAGAAAUCUCUGAGCACAAUCAUCAGGUUCUCCACGUUUCCUUUUCACAUAAAGGGGAUAUGUUUGCUACAUCAUCAAAAGAUGGAUUUAUUGUUGUUUGGAAUAGCACAUAUCCAGCAGCUGUGAGAUUUUAUAAAGAUAUGAAAGUUCACUCCUGGAAAUACACCCAGUUUUCCCAGUUCAACAGCUCGGACACUCUCUUGCUCGUGUCGGGUGUACACUUUGGGAGCUACAGUAGCACAUCGGGCGAGAUAGCCGUCUUUAAUUUAGAAAGUGAUUUUCAGCUACAAUGUAGAGUCUUAAAUAAACCUUACGACAUAUUUGGAACCUGGUACAAUGACCAGUACCUCCUCUCUGGUGAUCUGCACUGGCUGGCUCACUUGGUUAGUACUAGUGUCAUUUGGCUCAAUAAAGCUAAUCAAGAAAAUAAUUCUGAGCACCGUGCCAUCAUCAGCCGCCUAUUCAAGUUCUACAAUCGGAAUGCCUCGAGUGUUCGCACGAUCCUUGUAGCAAACUGCUUGACUCCUGAUGCUUCCACUAGUACAGAGAUGGUUGAACCGAAAGUAGAAAAUACCGAAGAAAAGGAGGUUGUUGAACGAGGUAACCCGCCAUCUCAUCGUGAAUUAAGCGUUCAUCGGACAUCUGUCACCGAGCAACAAAAUAUUGAGCCUCCUUUGUAUAAGAAGACAGUCUACACCAGUCCAAUCACAUACACUAAAGAUUAUAGACGUGCUGAAGUUGAACUGCCUGAAGGGAACUCGGCUGAAUGUGAAGGAGUAAUGGAAAAAAUGGAGCAAGAGGGAGUCAAAGUUAAAGCUAGAGAGGAGGAGGAACUUGUUGAUUGGGAGGAAGACACUGAGCCGAUGCCCCCUAUGUCUCUGGCUGAAGAUUGUGAUAAGUUCCUCAUUUUCACCACAGGCUCCAAAACCUACUCCCCUCAUCAAAUUGGUUUUAAGAGAAUAAAGAAGUUCUCAAUACCCACUGUACUGGAGGUUGGACCAUGCUUACGAGAGAGAAUUCAGCAGAGAAAGCAGGAGCGGGAGUUGCGAAAUCUUGGUCUUUUUCAAGACCCUAACUGGCUUGAUUAUGACUCGGUUGCUGAGAGAUUUGACCCUAUUGACCACUUAAUUGAUCUGAAUGGACAUAUCAUAGGAAUGGGGCUGUCUCCUGAUCACAGGUACCUGUAUGUCAACAGUAGGCCGUGGCAAGCCAACUGUGUCAUUGAUAGUCCUCUUAGCCCACCACGUAUUGCUGAAGGAAUAGAUCUUCACGUUAUCGAUCUGACUAACUUGACAGAGGUAGGGACAAUGUUGCGGUCCCAUAAGGCUUAUACGCCCAAUGAUGAGUGCUUCUUUAUCUUCCUAGAUGUCUCUCACCAGUAUGUUGCAAGUGGUGCAGAGGACAGACAUGGUUACGUGUGGGAGCGUCACUAUGGUGUCUGCUUGUCUCGUUUACCACAUCGAGAUGUGGUUAAUGCUGUCGCCUUCAAUCCGAGAGAUCCUGAAAUGCUUGUCACUGUCAGUGAUGAUCACAAGAUUAAGGUAUGGAGAUCAAGGAGAAGAGCACGGUCACUAGGAAUAAAUUUGAAAAACAUAGAAAUGGCGAAAGAACUUCGAAUAAAGCAUCCUCGGCCCGAGUCUCAGUCUUCAGUAAUGGAAGUUCAGAGUAAUGACUGAAAUAAUAAUUAGGUGCAUCAGCAGUGAAUAUCUUGCUGUAUCCGACAUUUGGGGACUUCUGGAUGGCACAAAAGCAUGACUUUUUCCAGGUUAGGUUUUUUCAGUGCCACAGUAUUUCAAUAUUUUUUCUAAAUAUGGAUUGUCAUUGUUGAAUAUUGAAUCACUGAACCUGUGCACUUGAGAAUUGGGUAAUUAUGUGCAUAUUAUGGUUGGUAGCUUUUAGAUGUAAUGCCAUGCAUUAUUGUGAACACUGUGAUAUUCCUAAUAUUAAUAAGACAAAACUAGAUUUUAUUUUCAGCUCAUGAAGCAUUUUUGUGGGCAAAACUGCAGAAAUUCUCACUUUUGGGUGAAAAAGAAUUAUGUUGUAUUUUGCAGCUGUUAGAAACAACACAUGGUUUGAUUUGUUUCCUGUACAUAUAUGAUAAUGCAACCCAUCCUUCAAAAAUGAUAGCACUUAAAAGCAACUAUUGGUCAAACAUACAAAAAUGUUCUGGCAUGCCAACAAAAAUUUGCAUUUUGUACUAUUGGAAAACUCCAAAUGGCAUCUUAAAAAAAUUGGAACAGUAACUUAGAAAUUAACUUUAUCUGGCCUAGACCUAAAUAAACCUAAUGCAUCAUCUUAGGCCUGAUUUAGUAUGUAUGUGCUGUACAUGACCUCGGAAAGUGCUGGUUUGUUGUUGCCUUCGUUCUUGGCCACUUCAAAGUAAAUAAUAAUUUGCUCUGUGGGAAGGGUAUGAAGCAGUUCAGUUUUUGUGUGCUUUCAACCAAUAAUUGAUAUAAAUAAACACCACAAUUUUUGAAUGGCAAGGUUGUAUAAUGUGAUAAUGCUCUCUAUAUCACAGUAUAGCUUGUGGUGAACUUGUGUGUGUGUUGUAUUUUGAAUACUUUUUUAUAUGUAUCUGGUAAUGUUAGCUUACUAGUGUUUUCCUGAAAAAAAAAUUAUUUUUUUUUAAGGUAAGUUUAAACUUAAUUUUGAAGCUUGCUGUGUUACUCCUGCAAAAAUAAAUGGUAGUGAAAACUAGUGCAAAGAUAAAUAAUAAUGCAAGUUAAUAAGAAUUUAACAGCUUUCUAAAUUAUCUUCAUAGAUUGAGGGCUAUGAAUCUCCAAGAUAGUCAGUAUCUUAUCCAUUUUAACAUGUGUUAUAAUAAGCAGCAUCAUAAUCCUAUUUUUUAUUUGACUAAGGAACAGUACAGUAAAUCUGUACAUGCAUCAGGGUUGAAGUGAGAGGUAGGACUGUCCAGGGGCAGUUUACUGUGGUGUUGCACAGAGUUGAUUCGUUGCGUGAACUAGGCAUCCUUGCCCCGGGAUUGAGUUGUUACAAAAAGAGGAAGAUAUUGAUAACAUUAGCCUUUUAUUCAGCUGAUAAAUAGACAAAUUUGGCAUUACAUUUUCAUCAGUGCAUAAUUGUUUAGCUAGAGUAAACCUAUCACCUUUGAUGUGACUUGAAAACGGAGUGAGAAUUUUAUACGUUAAGAACAGUUAUACCGUAAUGUAAGGCUUUGAAAUAGCUUGUGUUUUGACAUGUAUAUUAUAUAAUGUUGAAAUUUGUUGCAGAUGUAUUUUCAAGGUUCAAAAUGUAUCUUUCCUUUCUUAAA
Molecule: messenger RNA, 4011 nt
Organism: Procambarus clarkii (red swamp crayfish)
Lineage: Eukaryota; Metazoa; Arthropoda; Malacostraca; Decapoda; Cambaridae
Gene: Fbw5
Product: F-box and WD repeat domain containing 5
Biological process (GO): protein ubiquitination
Cellular component (GO): Cul4-RING E3 ubiquitin ligase complex; SCF ubiquitin ligase complex
Molecular function (GO): protein binding
Source: RefSeq, a predicted model, not a curated record